AGAAAUGGAUCUGGAAAAGGUGGACACGCCACGAGAGAACAGUCAUCGGUGCUGCGGUUUUUGAUUACGUCUCCACACCAUUGCAUUUUGAAAUUAUUAGCUGCUUCGCACCGUGCAGGUUUACAUCGAAGCACACGCGCACACGUGCAGGCACCAUCAACAUCACCGUAAAUAGUUUGUGUACUUAAAUUCUUAGAAGGUCCGCUGUGGUACAUCAUUCGCCCCAGUAAAGCUGUGCCUUUCUCCCUUUCCUAUUCCCACGAAGGUAAGACUGCGGAGUUCAACCGAUCUACUUCGGCGCCGCUAAGGCUGCUCGCUCUGCCUGGCAGUUCUCACUCGCUUACGCACUCGCGUGACACGCCCACUGGACCGACGGCCUCCUCGUGCGAGGUUAGAACUCAGUCGUCGAGUAGAGUCGACGCUCGAGCGUGAGUCGGUGUCUCGGAAGCGCAGCACAGGAAAGAAAAGCACACGAUGCUCCGCCGCAGUUGGGUGUGGCGCUGCGCGGCGGGUAUGGCCGGCGGCACUGGCGCCGUUCCUCCGAACAAGAAUGGCACUGCGGGGGCGGCUGGCGCAAAGCCGGAAGGCGCACAUCAGCAGCAGCAGGGCUCCCAACAGCAACAGCAAAAGGGUAAGCGAAAAUUCCGCUUAGAGAGCGGCUACGACGGGGCGAAGAACUACGACGAGCGCGGCCAGUUCUUCUCCGCCUUUCUGAGCAUGGGCAUCAUGUCGCUCGGUCUCACGUUUCUGUUCGUGCCGCUCUACCGCAUGUACUGCGCCCAGACCGGCCGCGGCGCGGAUCCAAAGUUCUACACCCCCGACGCGGCGCGGGAGCGGGCGCAGCAGAACAAGAACUACCCGGUGCCGAAGAAGCUGCUGAAGGUGCGCUUCCUCAGCGACGUGGGCAACACGAUGCCCAUCGCCUUUGUGCCGCUGCAGAAGGAGGUGGAGGUGCUGGUCGGCGAGCCGGCCCUCGCCUUCUACUCCGCGUACAACCGCAGCAACCGCACGCUCCUCGGCGUGUCCUCGUACACGAUCGCACCGCCCGAGGUGACGAACUACCUGAACAAGAUUCAGUGCUUCUGCUUCGAGGAGCAGCGUUUUAAGCCGCAUGAGCUGGUGGAGAUGCCGGUGUUCUUCUACAUCGACCGCGACUUUCUGAACGACCCGAUGGUGAACUGGUUGGAUGAGGUUAUUGUGAACUACACCUUCUUCAACUUGGAGAAGACGAAGGACUACAUCUUCCGAUCGAGCCCGCGCUAA
Messenger RNA from Leptomonas pyrrhocoris, 1263 nucleotides. Its product is annotated as putative mitochondrial cytochrome c oxidase assembly protein. The transcript has a single exon. Bases 475 to 1263 code for a protein of 262 amino acids. The record is from RefSeq and is a predicted model, not a curated record. Gene Ontology annotation, cellular component: mitochondrial inner membrane. NCBI's taxonomy places the organism in Eukaryota, Euglenozoa, Kinetoplastea, Trypanosomatida, Trypanosomatidae. Gene Ontology annotation, molecular function: copper ion binding.